UCACGUCUGUUACUUUUAAGUAUUUUUUAGUGCUUUUCUCCGUGGUUUUCAUCGACUUCCGCUGUUGUCGAUAUCCACGACUUCAAAAAACUUUUUUUUAUCUCGCGAAACUCUACUGCAACAUCAAAAAAUUUGGUUCUUGAACAUAACUAGAGCAAAAAAUUCGACUCUCUAUCGUAGAAUCAAGCCUGUAACUACAAGAAACUAUUGCCCAAAAAGGAAAAUCAGCGAAACAGAAAGAACUGAUAAUACUGGCUUUAAAUUCCCCGAAGCAUAACUUUCCUUUCUCUGUCAACGGUCGGUCAAGUUUGCAUCCACGCGACUCGGAGUUGACAUCGCGACGUCAUGAAGGCCUCUGAGCUUCAUAAGCGGAUGUAUCAUUUUGUUGUCUGAAGAAACGGGUUGUUAUCGGCCGAAAAAGAAACGUUCUUAGCGGUGUCUUUCAUAAAGCGGUUAGCCUCGGAACACGCCUGAAGGGGAACUCGGUGAAUUGAAAAAAUACAUCAAUGUGCAGAUAAAUUUCAAACUUUAGGAGACCAAGUCAAGAGUUGUUUAAAGAUUUUUCACCAGAAAAAUGAACUUCAGAGUAUACAUUUUUUGCCUCUGCAUAACACUAAUAUGUGGUAAAGAACUGCUGGAAGGGCAAUACAGGAGGCUGCCAAAUGCCGUAGCUGUUGUUGGAAGACCUUUUGAGUAUAAUUUACCCCCCUGGGAUGGCAGCCAACAGCAAUAUAAGGCCUUAGAAAAAGGUAAAACAGUUCUACCCAAAUGGCUGUCAUUUGAUGAAGCCAGUAACAAACUUCUUGGUGUACCAUUAUGGCGUGACAAAGGCACAGUUCAAGUUGAAAUCCAGACAAGGCAUGGGGACUGGAAAGCUGAACUCUCAAUCACUGUUCAAGAUUUGCAUACAGUCUUGGAGAACAAGUUCAUCCUAUCAAAUGAGACAAAGAUACCAUCCUUUGCCGAACCCAAAUGCACCAAUGGAAUACCUGUAGCAGUUGCUACUGUGCAGUUUGAUCUUCAUAUUGAUAAACUGUAUGGAGAGGACAGAAUAAAUCUCAUGAGAAAAUUGUCUGACUUUGCUGAUGUUGGCACAAUGGAGCUUCACAUGGCAGUUGGCAAAGGACACAGCACAGCAUUCGGGUUGAAAGAUAUCAUGCCGGUUACAGCAGGGCCAGGAAAUGUGGCAGAUUCCAAGCAGCCAGGUGUGGUGAUCUCUUGGAAAAUUGGUUGUGGAAUUGACCUGUCAGGAAUGCAUGUGGCAUCUCUUUUAAAGUCCAGUUCUGAGCAUGGGUCAUUUAAACAAGCCUUGAAGGCACCUGUCAGUGGGUGGCAUAUUGCCACAGGACAACCUAAAAUUAAGCAGAAAAGGGGGCGCAGACAAGCUCCCAAUCUUAUGCCAACUCCAACGUGGACCAACAUGAUGCCUACUCCAACAAGUAUGACAGCCCCACCAACUAUUUCAGUGACACGCACUACAAUAACUUCAACACCAACAAUCACUGUUGACACAGAAGCGCCUAAACUUCUUAACCCAAUCCCCACAAUAUCUGUUUUCUUAGGGAUAGUGACUCGCUACAAAAUCCCUGAGGACACAUUUGUAGAUACAUGGGAAGGUGUAUUCACAAGAGAUUUGCGACUGGAUAUGAGGCAUUUUAAUGGAUCACUUGAAAGCAAACUGCCACCUUCAUCAUGGAUAUUCUUCGAUUCAAGCACACAAGAAAUUUAUGGCCUGCCCUUUGGUAAUGACUUCACAGGAUCACACCACUUUAUUAUCAGGGCAGCAGAUAAAGCUGGAAAUAUUGCUUCACAGAACAUUACUGUAAAAGUAUCAAAUCGCAACCUCAUGUACAAUCAUCAGUUUACAAUUGUCCUGAACUAUAACUAUGAGGAAUUCAUGAACAAUGUGAAUAUUCGUCUGCUGUUGAUAAAUAAAUUAGCAAAUUACUAUGGCUAUGACAACUCCAAGCUACAUGUUUCAUCCUAUACAUACAUGCACGGCUAUCUUUUUUUCACCUUCCAGUUUGAGUCGUUAACCUUGGAUUGUAAUAGUAGAGAAUUAAAGAAUCUUGUGGAUGGCUUUGGAAAAAGCAAACUGAAUCCUGAAUUUCAGAAACAUCUUCUUCCAGAGUUUGAUAUCAAGUAUGGCUAUCAUGGAGGCAUUGGGCCUUGUAAACCAACUUCGCAGCUCAACACUAAACCUGUUGUACACCAAGCACUUGGCCAGCUGAAUGUCUAUUUGGGACAAGGAAUGCGCUACAAGAUCCCAUGGGACACAUUCUUUGAUAAGGAAGACUAUUACACACCCAGUUUAACCCUAGAAUUAAGAACAAAAGACGACAAACCUCUACCAUCAUCGUCAUGGAUAAAUUUUGAUGCUUCUCAACAAGAAAUUUAUGGCCAACCCAUUGAUGUAAGCUCUCUUGGAUCACAAGAGUUUCGUUUGUUUGCCAUCGACAGUGAUGGAUUGCAAGCAUUUACCAAUGUAAAGCUGUCAGUUGUAGAUGACACCAACCGUUAUAAUCACGAUUUUGGUAUUGCUCUCAAUGCAGAUCAUCACACAUAUGAAAACUUGAUUGAAAAUGCUGAAAACAGAGUGUUGCUGGUAGAGGCGAUAGCUAAUUACUACAACCUAAACCUUGGACAUGUACGCAUUUUCAAAUUCCAACAUGGCCCAUCUUUCCAUUUCAGAUUUGAUUCUAUCCCAUAUGAUGACUGUAAGAAUACCCUUUUACAAAGAAUUAUUGGUGGAUUCUGGAAAAGUAAUGAGAUAAACCCAGAAUUUGUAAAUGCGCUCAAUGACAACAAUUUCAUUGUUGACACUGGUUACUACUUUGUCAUUGGACCAUGUGAAGACCUCAGUCCCCCCAAAGGAGGACCACCAAAUUUUGUUGGAGAUCGUAUCAGGGAAGAAAUGUAUCUAGGGCAAGCACUAUUCUUCCAAAUACCUCAUAAUGCAUUCUUUGAUGAGCAGGACUUUUAUACACCUAACUUAAAGCUGAGCCUAAAAACAACAGAGAACAAGGGUCUUCCAUCACCUUUUUGGAUUUACCUUGACACUGAAAAACAAGUCAUUUACUGUUUGCCCAAGAGUAUCAGCACAGUGAAGAGAAAUAGAUUUGAACUAAUUGCAACAGAUAGUCAUCAACAGGAUGGAGACGGCUCCGUGAUAAUAACAGUCAAGAAUGACCCAGGCAGUUACGACUACAAAUUCUCUAUUCGUAUUAAAGACUACUCAGCAAUUAAGGAUGAUGUUGUGAUAAUGUUUCAAUUGUUGCAAAAAAUUGCCAGAUACUAUGGAUGGAACUAUCAAAAUGUGAGGGUCUUCAGGCAAGAAUCUGAGGGUUUUUUCACAUUUGGAUUUGAUACCAUUCCUUCAAAUGACUGUGAUGGUGAAAUCUUUCAAAAGGUGAAAGAUGGGUUUUGGGCAGGCACAAAGCUGAAUUCCAACUUUCAGAAGGCCCUUCGUCCUGAGUUCCAUGUAAUUUCAGGAUUUUACACUUGUCUGAAUUCUUGCUCUUGCAACACACCACCAGUAGUAUUGAACCCCAUCAAAAGCCAGUCAGUGUUUGAAGGGCAAGCCUUGGUGUUUUCCAUCCCAGGAGAGACCUUUUAUGAUAAAGAAGAUGGAUACAAUCUGGCCUUGAGCUUAAAAACAGAGACAGAUGAGGAGCCCUCAGCUUCAUGGAUCCUCCUUGAUAAACAACAAAUAAAACUGCUGCCAAUUGACAAGAACAAAAUUGGAACGCACAAGUUUGAACUGAUAGCAACAGACAAAGAAGGUUUGGAAGGUCGUGAUGAAAUUGAAGUGAACGUUCUAGAUGACAGAAGGCUAUAUAACCACAUGUUUAGUAUCAAAAUUGAAGAUGGAUCUGCCGGGUUUGAUGCCAAUGGCAGAGUUAAUUUUGUGCGGUUACUUGCCAACUACUUUGGUGUGAACUUAAAAAAUGUCACUGUCCGCAGCUAUGGCUUAUGGCCAGCUGUUCACACAACUUUCCAGUUUGUCCAGACUAACCAAAAGUGUGAUAAUCCAGAAUUGCGACGGUGGAGAGCCAAGUUUAUGAAAAAUGGACAAUUAAAUACAGAAUUCAGUGAUGCGCUCAGACCUAACUUUCAAGUUGUGUCUGGGUCAUUUGAAUUUAAGGAUAUCUGCCAACCAAGUCCAGGACCCGAUACUGCACCAGAAUUAUACAAUCACAUUGACCGCCUCAAUGUAUACCAGGGACAGGGUCUACGAUUUUUCAUUCCAAGUGACACAUUCUUUGACAAGGAAGAUUUCUUCACACCAAAUUUGACGCUGGAAAUGCAGACAAUCAAUGGUAAUGCACUUCUCCAAACAUCUUGGAUCCUCCUCAAUUCUUCCCGCCAAGAAAUCUAUGGUUUACCUUCUGAUGUUGACUCCAUUGGAUUACAUGAGUUUUUGAUGGUGGCAGCUGACAAGGAAGGAAGUAAGGCAUAUGAUGCGUUUGAAGUAAGAGUGCUUGAAGACAUUGUACGCUACAACCACAAGUUCAACAUUUUGAUAGACUAUGACAAUAUUACCUUUAUGGAUAAUGUUGGAGUAAGAGUUAUCUUGUUGGAGAAGAUAGCAGAUUACUUUCGUGUAAACUUCACCAGUGUCCGAGUGGCUGGCUACACCCCUGGGGUACUCUUUUCCUUCUAUUUUGAUUUCAUUCCCUAUGAGGACUGCUCAAAUUCUUUACUGGCAGAACUUAUUGAUGGAUUCUGGUUUGGCUCAGAACUAACUCCACAGUUUGUAACUGCAUUAGGUCCAGAGUACAGAGUCAUAUCUGGAUCCUUCAAGAGUCUUCCUCCUUGUAGCUCUUUUAUACCAGGAGAUCCAGAAGCGAUUGGUGACCGCCCUGGAGGAAUAUGGUGGACUUAUGCAAUCAUACCUGCCAUUGUACUUGCCAUUGUUCUCCUUCUCAUUGGGUGCUGUGUUUUGCUUUUCAUGGGAUGUUGCAGAAAGCAGAAACCCACAGGGGCAGAGAAGACAACUUUUAUUUACAGGCGAAAGCCAGUUGUUCUUCAGGAAGAAUAUGAGAUCAAGGAACAACUACUGAAGCAGCCAAUUGUCUUGCCAAAUGAAAAACCACCAGUGCCCCCUGCGUUUCCCCACAGCCCUGUCCUAAAUGGUGACAGAACUCCACUCCUGAUGGAGGAAACAAAGUCAGUAGCUUACCAAGCACCAACAUUUCUGUCUAGUAAACAAAUGUCAAGUGGUGGUGCUGGUGGUGCUGGUGGUGCUGGUGGUGGUGGCGGUAGUGGCAAUGCAGGAUUUGUGGCAAAUGGUGCAGGAGGAGGAGGUGGAGGAGGAGGCGGAGGAGGAGGAGGUAGUGCGGUGGCUGGUGGUGGUUUCAGUGCAUUUAGUGGGGCGGCUGGUGGAGGAGGUGGUUUUGGAGGUGCAGGUGGUGGUAGUAGCAGUGCAGCUGCUGGUGCUGGAGGAAGUGGCAGUGCAGCUGGUGGCGGUGGAGCUGUUGUGGGAGGCAGUAGUAUGUCUGGUGGUGGUGCAGGAGGAGCUGGUGGUGCAGGUGGAGCAAGUGCUAGUGGUUUUGGAGGGGGUGCAGGAGUUGGGGCUGUUAGUUUUAGUAUGGCUUCUGGUGGUGGUGGAAGUGGUUUCAGGCAAACCUCAUACAGCUACAGUUACAGCAGCAGUGGAGGCAGUGUAUCCAGUGGAAGUCGUAAGGCAGCCUAUGCAGGCUACAGACUACCUCCGGCCUAUGUGCCACCAUGAGCUCAAUAGAAGAGAAGUUUCUAUGCAUUACAUUUGGGUAGCAAAACUGUUGAAAGAAACAUUUUUACCUACCAAAACAUGUUUGCAGUUGCAUUAAGGUGGCAAAAUAUGGAAUAAUAUGCAAAGGAACAUUCUGAAGAAAGCUGAAAACCUCCUGUCAGGAAUGCUGCUUGUUAUAAGGAAUAUAUAUCAACAAGGACUUUAGUGAAUGUUUCUAUAGCUUUUUUAUUUGUUGAUUGUGGUGCACAUGUCUGUGAAGUUAAUAACACCAAUUAUUUAAUAAGCAAAGAAACCACAAAAGUGAAUACUGCCAAGGAUUAUUCACUGUAAGUGAUAUUAAGGCAAGUAAGAGUGCACGAGUUCUAAUUUUUGCAUGAUUGAACUUUAACUCCCAAGAUCUGAUUAAUUUGUCAUUCUCCCUUUUAACUUUUACACAAUUCUUUGAAAGCUUGUUUGGAGAAUUUGAUAUUCUAUGAUGGCAACAGCCUUAAGCUGAUAAGGUUGCAUAUUCUCAUCACAUCUUGGCUGGAUAAUGUAUAGAAAGUGUUUGGUGUUUGAGAAUCCAUAAAGUAACUGCUUGUUGAAGUUCUCUUAGGAAACUGGUAGUUGCUACUGUUUGCUCUUAAGAAGUGAAAUUUAGAGCUUCUAACAAGAAUUUGCAUAUACUGUUAUUAAGAAAAUGGUGUAAAAUUUCUUAAUUUUGGAUAUUUAGGGUGCAGAUAUUUGCAGUAAUAAGUACAAGUUAGUGGUUAAACUUAAAAGAGCCAAUGCUUGGAAUUAAAUUGCACUUUUCAAUAAUUUCAAGUAUGCUAAAAAAAAAGGUUAUUUUAAAUUAAUUUUUUUUUGUAGAAAAAAUGUAUGGAAGAAAGUCUUUAGUGGCAACAUAAUUAUCUUAUUUGAACGGAAUGUCACAUUGUCCAGCAGUUAUUAUUAUUAUUAUUGUAUUUAUCAAAGGGCCUGUCAUUCAUUUAUUUGAUGUUAAAAUUACUUUGAUCAAACACAACCAGUGCAGGAAAUUUUUUUCUGUUAUUUGGAUUUAUUAUUCUUAGUUUCACAAUGUAGAUAUAAUUUCAAUUGUAGUGGUGUCUUCACAAGGUGAAGACAAUCAGUUUUGUACGCUUUAAACUUUGUGUUGUACAUCUGAAGUAACUAUACUGUGAGACAAACAAUAAUAGAGUCUGACAUGCCAUUUAUCUGUGGUGUGUGUGAGUGAAACUUUUACUGUCUUUAUCAGUAAUGAAUGUUUUACAUCAGUGAACAGUUAAAAUCUUUUGAUGACAUUGGCAUUACUACAAUUUUCCUGUUAUUAUUUGUUAAAUAUUGUUAUGUCCAUAAAAAAGCUGUUUCACAGUAUGGUUCAUAAUUAUAGUCUUAAAAAGCAGACUGUUCAAGUAGUAUAAUUAAUUGAAGUAAUUCAUUCAUCAGAUUGUUUCUUGGAUAUAUUGGAAACCAUAGGAAGUAGAUUAUUUGUAUCUAUUGAUGAGAGCUUUGACAAUUUUAUGUUCAGGUCUCAUUAACAGCUGAUUUUUGUAGCAUUAGGGUUGUUGUUGGAACUUCCUGAGUUGCACUGACUUAGGAUGCCAUAGUUUGACAGUGAAUCUUGUUCAUGCCUUUGCUUGUAAAUUUAACAUGAAUCUAUCGUUUGAACUGUAAACAGUUCAGUGUGGUGAAAAAGUUCUUGCGUUUAAAGUAUGACUUCUGCUUUUGGAAAUGCUUUGCCUAUGGCAAUUUUGGAAAAAAAAUAAACUUCAAAUGUUCAAUGUA
This is a messenger RNA of Pocillopora verrucosa, 7498 nucleotides long. RefSeq lists its product as uncharacterized. Gene Ontology annotation, cellular component: sarcolemma; dystrophin-associated glycoprotein complex; dystroglycan complex. Gene Ontology annotation, molecular function: laminin binding; calcium ion binding. Lineage: Eukaryota; Metazoa; Cnidaria; Anthozoa; Scleractinia; Pocilloporidae. Gene Ontology annotation, biological process: axon guidance; muscle attachment; morphogenesis of an epithelium. The record is from RefSeq and is a predicted model, not a curated record.